This is a messenger RNA of Gadus morhua (Atlantic cod), 3675 nucleotides long. RefSeq names its product antigen peptide transporter 2. Gene Ontology annotation, cellular component: membrane. NCBI's taxonomy places the organism in Eukaryota, Metazoa, Chordata, Actinopteri, Gadiformes, Gadidae. Gene Ontology annotation, molecular function: ABC-type oligopeptide transporter activity; ATP binding; ATP hydrolysis activity. The transcript is spliced from 11 exons. The record is from RefSeq and is a predicted model, not a curated record. Bases 116 to 2224 code for a protein of 702 amino acids. Gene Ontology annotation, biological process: transmembrane transport.
GAGAUAAUCCAAAGCGAAACUAAAGUCGUGCAGACAUUGGGGUACUUGCCUCCUCCUUUUAUUCGAAUAUACAUUCCUGUAUUUAUUAUAGGAUAAACAAUUUAAGUCGACGAAAAUGAAAUGGAAGACGUAUGGAUUUGUCCUUCUCUUGGACAUUAUGUUCUGGCUGAUACUCUUUGCCGAACUGGUGUUGCUUCAGUUCCCAAGUUGUGGUGGAUUGCCUGGUUUGUGGACUUUUGCAGUAUUAAAAAUUAUACUAAUUAACACAUGGACCGUUUAUAUUGACGACAAACCCACACCUGUGGUGAAAAGGUUCGUGACUCUCGUGUGCCUAUUGCUUCCUGUCUUUGAAAGUGUUCGAACUCUAGUUGGGUUUUCUACUUUUAACGGAAGACCAGUCCCUACGCUUGGUAUGAUCGCAUUGGCCCAGAUCUCCUCCAUCAUAGCAUGUGCGUUUUGGGAGAUGGAUUUGACCCAUGGGCAGAAGAAGAAAGGAGGUCAAAAUCUCGGCUCAACGGCGGUGCUGAAGAGGGUGCUGAAAUACUUCAUGCCGGACCGCCUCUACCUUAUGUUUGCCUUCUUCUUUCUCAUCCUCGGCGUGGCUUGUGAUGCAUACAUCCCACUGUAUCAGGGAAGAGUCAUUGAUAUGCUGCGAGGUCAGCUCUAUCAAACACACUUUCUGAAGAACCUUGGAUGGCUAGCCCUUUUUUCUCUUGGAAGCCCUCUGUUCGCUGCGCUGAGAGGAGGCACGUUUAUGUGGAUCUUGUCCAGGCUGAACCAGAGGGUCAAGGGACUGCUGUACAGCAAUCUGCUGCAGCAGGAGAUACAGUUCUUUGAGGACAACAAGCCUGGAAGCCUGGCCUCCCGUCUGCAUUCGGACGUGGACAAGAUGGGGAAAACCGUGGCGCUGAACUGUAACCUGUUGGUACGCAGCACCAUCAAGGGCGUCCUCAUGCUGCAGCUGAUGGUCAGGCUGUCCUGGCAGCUCACCCUGCUCACCGUGGUGGAGAUGGGUCUCCUGAGCCUCAUUCAGAGCCAGUACAGCGUGUACAGCAAGGAAAUGAAGGAGGAGCUGCAGGACUGCCAGGCGGAGAACAACCGGCUGGCCACCCAGACUCUGGGCAACAUCAGGGUGGUCCGCAGCUGCGGGGCGGAGCCCUACGAGGCGGGGGUCUACGGCCGGGCGCUGGACCAGAUGAGAGACCUCAAGACACGCAUGGGACUCUACAGCGCCACCUUCCUCGUGCUGCGAAGGCUGCUGAACGUGGGGAUCAAGGUGCUCAUCCUGGUCCAGGGCCGCUCCCUGAUCUCCUCUGGUCAGAUCACCGUGGGUGACCUGCUCGCCUUCUUCCUGUACCAGGGACCUCUCUCAGCAAGCAUACGGGAGUUCCUUUACGCCACUGGAGAGUUCGAGAGCACCGCGGGAGUCAUCGCCAAAGUGUUGGGUUACUUGGACCGAACGCCCAACGCCAAACCGGCAGGACGGCUGGCCCCCGAGGCACUGGCAGGCGGAAUCAGGUUCCAGAACGUGACCUUUGCCUACCCGAGCACCCCUGAUAAACCCGUACUCAAGUCCCUCUCUCUGGAAGUACGCCCGGGGAAGAUGACGGCUCUAGUGGGUCCCUCUGGCGGAGGGAAGACGUCCUGCGUCAGCCUCCUGAAGAGGCUGUAUGAACCUCAGGACGGACAGAUCCUGCUGGACGGACAGCCGCUGCACAGCUACCAACACAAAUACCUCCACCAGAAGGUGACCCUGGUGCCCCAGAACCCAAUCCUGUUCUCAGGCUCGCUGGGGUCCAACAUCGGUUACGGGCUGGAGAACUGCACCCUGGGAAUGUUGAAGGAGGCAGCGAGGAGAGCCAGCGCAGACGGCUUCAUCGAGUCGCUGGAGCAGAAAUACGACACAGACAUGGGGGAGUGUGGCGUGAAGCUGGGGGCGGGGCAGAGGCAGUGCGUGGCCAUCGCCAGAGCUCUGGUCCGGACGCCCCGGGUCAUCAUCUUGGACGAGGCCACCAGCAGCCUGGACGCAGACGUGCAGCACGCCGUGGCGAGGCAGCUGCGGGGGCAGGGUGUGACCCUACUGGUGGUGGCCCAUCAGCUGAGGACGGUGGAGGAGGCGGACCACAUCGUGUUCAUGGAGGGCGGGGCCAUUGUGGAGCAGGGCACGCACCCGGAGCUCAUGGCCAGUAGAGGCCGCUACCACCGUCAUGCCAUGUUCCACUAGAGGCCCAGCGCUUCUUCUGCACUCGGAACAUCAACAACGCGUUAUCCACGAUAUUUAUGUGAUGGAGAAACGUACUUUCAUUUCAUUUUCAUUGAAAAGUUUAAAAACUGAUGUUAAAAACAUCCUGGGUUACAUUUACAUUCAGGGCAUUUAGCAGACGCUUUCAUCCAAAGCGCCCUACAAUAAGUACAUUUGUCAUAAGAGGUGAAACAAUAUGUCGCUGUUGGUACAGUAAAGAUGUUCAUAGAAAGUUCAAUACAACCUACAUUAAGUGCGUAUAAUAAGUGUACAUUAAGUGCGUACAAUAAGUGUGUACAUUAAGUGCGUAUAAUAAGUGUGUACAUUAAGUGCGUGUAAUAAGUGCGUACAUUAAGUGCCUGGGCGUACAUGGGCAUACAACAUACAUUGGUGGGCAGACUGGAUUUCUUUUUUUGAGUCUUUUGCGGAUGCUGGUGAGCGACUCUGCGAUCCUGACAUCGGCAGGGUGCUCGUUCCACCACUGAGGUCCCAAAACAGAAGAGUUUUGACUUCACUGAUCGACCUUUGCUUGCUUGUAGCGAUAGCGGUACCAGACGUCCAGCCGAGGUAGUUCAGCGGAGGGAUCGAGCUGGGCCGUGUGGCUUGACCAAUGCUUGGAGGUAGUUCCAUCGACCGCCUUGUAUCCCAGGGCCACCAUCUUGAAUCUGAUGCAAGCUACUACAGGGAGCCAGUGGAGGUCCCGGAAGAGGGGGGUCACAUGAGAGAAUUUAGGUAGGUUGAACACGAGGCGCGCUGCCGCAUUCCGGAUACGCUGCAAAGGUUAAAUCUCAGAGGCAGGGAGUCCUGCCAGGAGGGAGUUGCAAUAGGCGAGGCGGGAGAUGACCAUCACUUGGACUAGGAGCUGAGCUAGGGGUUGAGUCCAUAUCCAUACUUAGAUCAUAUUCUACCUGAUUAAAGAUGUUCUGAUUUAUACGCUACCUUUCCCGCGGUUAUGUUUAGCUACUCAUGUUUUUUAUCUUUUUUUGUGUUCUUUUAUUAUUUCUUAUUUUUAACAAAACACUAAAACGAUGUUUGCAUAUUGAUCUGUAGAUUGUAUAAAAAAGAAAUAACAACGCUUUUUCUAUUAUAAAAUGUUUGAUUCUAUUUCUUUACGAUUUUUUGUGUUUUUCAUUUUUGAAUUGAUGAUAUAUGAUGUAUUUUUACAUUUAAAAAACUACUUCAAACGUAUUGGAUGGCAUCCGGCUCCUCAUCAGGCACUCACAUACAUGUAGGGGUAAGCGGGGCUUGGCUUCAAGUUUAUCGCAGUAAAACGCGAAACAAUAAAACAGAAGCACUCACUAAAUGUAAGGAAAUGCUAGAAUGUCAGGCUCUCUCAGCAGUGCAAAUGGCUGGUUCCACUGAAGUCUGGAAGAAAAGUUAUGCUGGGUGUCAAACAAAUUGCAGGCUUGAAUACAUAUUCCCUGAUAAUCUUC